ACCGUCGAUUCAGUGGGUCCUCAACCUUCAGGUUAAACGCGUCGGAGCCGUAGUCGCGCGCGUAGUACGUCAAACGCGGAAACGAUGCCGAGAGUGACAGCUCAAUGAACGCAUUUUUUACGUGCCCACUACUACUAAUUACGAAACAGCGUGAGUGAUGGUUUUCUUUCUAAAAGCAAAAGUCAAGGUGUAGUACGAGAUGAGGAGGAAACCAGAGCAUCCGGAAUUAGACGUUCCCUAACAAAUGCAGCGAUGCCACAAAAAAUAGCGGAACUGCAGGCGAAACUUCAGCAAAGCGGCGAUACCGACUGGCGAAAACGCAUACCUAAACUUAACAACGCCAACGAAGAACUUAGUCUGCUCAACGUGAAAAACAUCUACAAUGAGGAACUCACGGAGAAGACGUCGAUUUUGGCGGCGAGGAAGGACGAGUUGGACGCGGCGUCAAAGCAAUGGAAAAAUCGCGUAGAGCAGUCCGAUGCUGUUAAUUUCUCCGUUGCUGGACGCAUGCAACAGGAGAAUCACUCACCCGCCAUUCCCAUCAACAUAUCGGCGCUGAUUAAAACCAAGCGAACACCUGUGGCGAAGACGUUCAAAGGAAAAGAGAGUGGUGAUGUCACCAACGACUGUACUUCUCUACCGUCAUCUCCAGAAAAGAAUGAUUCCUCCACAGUCAAACGAAGCAUCUCCCUGCCAGGUUCUAGAGAUACAGAUUCAGGCGCGCAAGAAGUAUCGGUUACGUCGAGCCGAAGAGUACAAGUUGAAAGACCCGACAAUAUUACAUUUACGAGUUUCUUCGAGAGCUUAGAUUCGAAGAGGACCUGGAUCAUACCUGACAUCUCAGUGGACGAUUUCGAUGUGGUCGCGAGGCAGUCCGGAGAUCUUCUUGGUCAAAAGCGAACGGUGCGAGUUCAAAGACGAAGGGAGGCCACGAAAAAUCCUCUUAAGGCGCUUGCUGCUCGCCCCGACAUUUCGUACGAGUACACGGAGGUGAAAACUGGACUUGCCGAACGGGAGAUGCAGCGAAUAAAUGUGGAGAAAAUUGCAAAAUCAUCAAAUUUCGCCAUAGAAGCCUUAGCGGGACUUGCCAGCAAAGAAGAUUUCAGUUCUUUCGCCUUAAAACGUUCAACGUCACUGAAUUCGACCUACCCUCCAUUCACAGACUUGAUGCUGCUCCAAGUUAAAGGCAGGCGUUUUGUACAGACAAGGUUAGUGGAGCCGAUCGCGGCGUCUAUCAACGAAGGGGAUUGUUACAUCUUGAUUACCUCGAACGCCAUUUACAACUACAUUGGGGCGUACGCCAACGUCAUCGAGCAGUCACGUAGCGCCGAUAUCGUGAAUAGCAUCCAACGUCACGGCGAUCUCGGCUGUAAAUGCGAUCAAAUCGUCACGAUUAACUCGAAGAAGAUCUCGAGCUGCAAGGAGGGCGAUCUCGAUAAGUUCUGGAAACUACUGGGAGCAAAUUCGGACGUUUGUGUCACUAAAGCGGGGCAUCCAGACGAAGACGAGAUCUACGAGACGUCAAUAUUGGGAACGAAUAUGAUUUACGAGUACAGGAAUAACGAAUUGAUACCUUUGGAUGUUUAUUGGGGCGCGAUGCCGAAGAUUGAAAUGUUAAGUCCGUUUAAAACGUUCGUCUUCGAUUUCGGUAGCGAAAUGUACGUGUGGAGCGGAAAAAGUGCCUUGCUCGAAGAGAAGAAGAAGGCAAUCAGGUUGGCCCGCGAGUUGUGGAACGAGGGUUACAAUUAUGCGGAUUGUGGGAUUAACCCUGUUAGCGUUUCUCUUAUCCUGGGCGCGCGGGAUUGUAAAACUGAAGCUUUGAGCGCCACUUUUCGGCCUAAAUGGACGUUGUUUGCUAAACUAACGCAGCAUAGAGAAACAGUAUUAUUUAAAGAGAAGUUCGUGGAUUGGCCGGACUACAGUCGGGUCAUUAGGGUGAAACAGGACGGUGACGAUAAACAAAUUGAGGCGAAGUUUGACUUUAAUCCAUGCGACAUCGAAGAAAUGCUCGUUGACAAAUACGUGGAGCCAGACUUGGUGGUUGACGGUCUGCAUUUGGGGCGCGGAAUUAGCUUUUAUGACGAAGAGUUGAAUCGUAUGUGCAAUUUUUCUACGCGUUCAGUUAGAACCUGGGUAAUUUUUGAUUAUUCUCACGAAGAACUCUCUAGUGAAUCGAUCGGUCAAUUCCAUGACGGUAAUAGCUACAUCGUUCGAUGGGAGUACUGCGUUAACACUACCGGCCGUGGUUUAAGCGGAAAACCUUCAAAACAUAUGCAGUCCGGCCGAGAUUUGUGCCUAUACUUCUGCUGGCAAGGUACCAACGCGACCGUUAACGAAAAAGGAGCCGCGGCGCUUCUCACCGUUCAGUUGGAUUCGGAAAACGCGAGACAAUUAAGAGUGAUGCAAGGCGCCGAACCUCCCGUAUUUCUCAACUUAUUCAAAGGCAACAUGGUUAUUCAUAGCGGAAAGCACGAGAAACCCCCCAGUCGCACACACCGUCUGUAUAUAUGCAGGGGGGAAAUAGAAUUAGAAAGCUUCCUAACUGAGGUACCUUGCAGCAUGCGGUCUCUCAGAAGCAGAUCGUGUUACAUCCUGGUCAGUUGUAAAACGGGCGAAGUUACCGUAUGGAACGGUAGUAAAAGUUCUAGUCAAACAUUGUCAGUCACCCGAAGGGUGGCGGAGAAAAUAAUCGAAAAUCUCCCGCGAGAAUUUCAAUUCUCGUCCAACUGCGACGCAUUCAGUUUAAAUAUGAUCGAAGAGAAUUCCGAGACUAAGGAGUUUUUGCAAGCUUUAGGAGGAGAGAAACGUCAGUUGUAUGUGUCUCUGUCCAAAAAUAAUGAAGUCUUCAAUUUCACCCCGAGAUUAUUCCACCUCACCAGUCUAUCGGGAAAAUUCGAAGGAAAAGAGCUGGCGUGCCCGCACCGAAGCAACCACAUUACCCCCUACCCUUACCUACAAAAUGACUUAUACUCCGUUAGUCAACCAGCUUUAUUCAUGUUGGACAAUAUGUAUGAAGUUUGGUUAUGGCAUGGCUGGUGGCCUGAGGUCGAAAGUGACAGCAUUCUCGCCGAUCAAACUGGUUCAGGCGCCAUUCGCUGGCAGGAAGAGCGCAAAGCUGCAAUGCAGACCGUAGUUAAUUACUGUAAGCGCGACGCGAAUGAAAAGAAAAUACCGGCGUAUUUGGUUUGGGCCGGCUUGGAACCACUCGCAUUUACUAAUCUUUUCCCAUUUUGGAGAGACUGCGACGAGGUGACCGAGCUAAAUAUGCAGGAUGGGCGAAAACCUGGAGAGAUCAUAGCUGUAGAAAAGGAACUGGCACUACUUACCAGAUCGUCCUACCCACUCGAGCAGCUUUUGCAGCGUCCCUUACCCGACGGCGUCGAUCCUACCCACCUAGAAAAUUAUUUGUCCGCCGAGGAGUUUUCGGAAUUAAUGUCCAUGACCUUGGACGAGUUUAAAAAACUUCCGACUUGGAAGCAGACGUCAGUAAAAAAAGAAAAAGGUCUAUUUUGACCUCUGUUUAUAUGUUUUUUUGAUUAUAUUUUGUGUUUUAAACGG
Messenger RNA from Photinus pyralis (common eastern firefly), 3558 nucleotides. RefSeq names its product supervillin. Gene Ontology annotation, molecular function: phosphatidylinositol-4,5-bisphosphate binding; actin filament binding. Gene Ontology annotation, biological process: cytoskeleton organization; actin polymerization or depolymerization; actin filament severing. NCBI's taxonomy places the organism in Eukaryota, Metazoa, Arthropoda, Insecta, Coleoptera, Lampyridae. The coding region runs from base 253 to 3513 and encodes 1086 amino acids. The record is from RefSeq and is a predicted model, not a curated record. Gene Ontology annotation, cellular component: cytoplasm; actin cytoskeleton. The transcript has 8 exons.